GAUAAGUUUCUGGUUCAAAUGAGGAAUACUGGUAUAUGAACAAGAAACGUGAAAUUUCUAAUUGAAUUAUUUUUUACUCAUAGGUAUUCAAAUGGGAGGAUGUGGUACGGUAACUGUACGUUUUCGUCCUGCAUUAAUUUUUGCUGAAAAACAUGCCAAUAUUGUUCUUGAUAAAUUAUUUCAAGUAGCUAAACAGCAUUAA
Messenger RNA from Adineta steineri, 202 nucleotides. The record is from the annotation of a GenBank genome assembly. NCBI's taxonomy places the organism in Eukaryota, Metazoa, Rotifera, Eurotatoria, Adinetida, Adinetidae.